This is a messenger RNA of Aspergillus eucalypticola CBS 122712, 1348 nucleotides long. RefSeq names its product gamma-glutamylcyclotransferase. Bases 450 to 1253 code for a protein of 267 amino acids. NCBI's taxonomy places the organism in Eukaryota, Fungi, Ascomycota, Eurotiomycetes, Eurotiales, Aspergillaceae. Gene Ontology annotation, molecular function: gamma-glutamylcyclotransferase activity; glutathione specific gamma-glutamylcyclotransferase activity. Gene Ontology annotation, biological process: glutathione catabolic process. Gene Ontology annotation, cellular component: cytoplasm. The record is from RefSeq and is a predicted model, not a curated record. The transcript has 5 exons.
AGUGCUUAGUAUUUAGUAAGGUAUUAGAAGAAAUGGAGAGCGAAUGAGAAAGCAGGAAAGUGGCAACAUUCCUUUGGGCGCGGAUCAGGUCAGGGGACCUCGCAAACAAUGCAAACACGCAGAGGCCUUUCUUGCGACUAUCUGGCUCAGUUGUUCGCCAUUUGCAAUCAUAGACUUACAAAUUCGGGGUAUUUGCUGCCCUCAAAAGCAGUCGUAUUGUUUCUAUUUCUUUCUUUAAAGAGCCCUUUCAGUUAGACAACUAAAAGUCAAAAGACCUUCCUCCCUAUAAAAUACCACUUCUUCCCCCCUACCCAUCAAUAUAUAUUCAACCAGCAAACUCGAAUGAGGGGUAAUAUAUAGUACCCCGCAGACCAGCCGAAUUAUCCACACCGACAAAGAUCAUCAGCCAAAAGACCAUACCAAAACUCACCCCAAAUAUAAGUUACGCUAUGGUGUCUAGCGAGAGAGCCGAGCACCAUGUCCUUUCAUCCGAAAAGGGCUGGCGCGAAAACUUCCCCGACGGCGACCUCUGGGUGUUCGGCUACGGGAGCUUAAUUUGGAAGCCUCCGCCGCAUUUUGAUCAGCGUGUUCCGGGUUAUAUCAAUGGCUAUGUCCGACGGUUUUGGCAGGAUAGUAACGACCACCGCGGCACGAAAGAGAAACCCGGACGGGUAUUAACAGUCAUUGACCGGGAGUUCUGGGAAACUCUUGAUGAUCCGCUAGCACACCAUGAAACCUCCGCAACAGCUACAGUUUGGGGUGUAGCGUACCACAUCCCUGCCAGCCACGCCAAUGAAGUCCGACAAUAUCUUGACAUCCGGGAAAUCAACGGCUACUCUGACCACUACACGCCGUUCCACCCGGUCCUGACACCCCAGGGAGCUAGAUCUACUGACACCUCGGACUAUCCCACCACCCCCAUCACCUGCAUGGUUUACAUCGGCCAGCCCAGCAACCCGCAAUUUCUACGUGACCCGGCACAGCGUGAACAACAGGCGGUGGCCGAGGUGAUCAGUCGCAGCGAGGGCAAGAGUGGGAAGAACGCGGAAUACCUGUUCAUGUUGGAGAAGGCACUCGAGGGGCUUGGGUUCGGGAAUGCUGAGAUGCAUGUCACCGAUCUAGUGAAACGGGUUAAAGCGCUUCAGAACGAGGAAGAGGUGCGUAGGGAAGAGGAGCAGGCUGAACGGGACUUGGAAGAGUCGCUGCAUCCAUCGGCGCGGGAAGCACACGAACGGUUCCCGCCUGUUGAGUAGACAUGUCUGAAUAAGAAUAUAGAGAGAUAGAGAUGAUGAGAUUGGGAUAGAUCAUGACUUGGACCUAGAUUAAUUCCAAAUUCACGAUAGAGCAC